UGGAAAUAAACGAUUGAUUUUUAAGUUCAAUUCGGGUAAAAUGACGGUUCGAGUUGAGUAAAUUUAAAGAAUUUAUCCCGUAAGUAAUACAAUUCAUGGACUUCUGUUCUCAUUUUUUUUCUAUCCUGAAAACUGGCACUGCUUGUUAAAAAUAGGCUGGAUUAUAAAAAAAUCAGUGUUCCACCUGGGAGUUUUGAUGUAAUUUCCGUGACAAGAAGGAUGUUCAGAAACCCAAAACUUUUCCACUAACAUGCGUCAGUUGACACAAAGGCUCACAAUUUUCCUUUCACCAACUCAAACACAGCGUGAAAUAUUGUUCUAUGCGGAGGGAUGUAAUAUUGCGCGACGAAUAUAGCUCAAAAUUCGUGUGUUUGUUUGAAGUGGUCAAUUGAGAUCCGCCGCGCGAUUGUGAUAUAAAAUAAAAACCGCAUCAUCAUUUUCUCUGCUCUGGGGCUGAUUUGACGUAAAAAAUAUGAAAUCUGGCCACCGAUGAGAAAAAAUACCCACAAAGGCGGACAACAAAGGCAGAGUCCUCAUGCAGCUCGAUCAGGUCGCCGCCGCCGCUGCCAUGGGUGGAAUUAAAUUCAGAAAUACAUAUUUGUUGUGCGUUGCGUCCUUUGUGUUACCAUAUAAUAAUGAUGAUGCUUCGGGCCCAGGGUUCAUUUGGCCGAUGACAACAGGAGGUAGAUGGAUAUAAUGUGUUUAAUAAUCCAUCCUGUGCUUCGGAUGGAAAUAUGAAAAGUUGUCCUUCGCUUGUUUUUCUCCCCAUCUGCUCGUUCGAGAGUUGUUUUUCUAUCACACACACACAGACAGCACAUAUUAAGCGCGCGGACCUCUCCUUCGAUCCCAUCCACCUAUUGAAAUAUGAAAAUAUGACAAACGGUAUAAAAAAUACUGUUCCCUGCCCCAACGGUGAUGCGCACAAUGCGGCCCAUUAUCGAGUGAUACUGCAUUAUGCACGCCUACUUGGGGCUGCUUUUUGUGGCCCCAAUUUUGAGCUGACAGCCAUUAGCCGGCGGACUCGAACGCGAUGCAUCUCUGAAAAUCAUCAGCCGUCGCCGUCACUUACGCUAUCGCUCCAUCGCCGCGGCGAAAGACACUUUGCCUCAAAAUCGCAUUCCAAAAUCAGCCUUUUAAUGACUCCGCGCCACGACUUGACAUUUUUCGUCGAAAGGCCCCGCGGACAUCGGAGCGUGUGUGAGUGUGUAUCGCGAGCUAUUAUUUUCGCUGACGCUGGUCCUCUUGUAAAAAGUGGCCUGUUUUUUAGAUUAUUAUACACUGCUCGUGAGUGUGUGUGUGUGUAUAAUGCGAUCCGUCGCUUUUGGGUGGUUUCUGCGUGCUGUCUGUCGUCUCAGGAAUGCCUCAUGCAAAUUUCAAAAGCCGAGAGACAAGACGCGCCGAUCAGCAGCUUUUUGUUCACCGUUAAAGGAUACAUUGUUGGAAGAAAUUCGGCGUUAAUGUGCAUUGUUCGUGGAUCGGGUGUCUCUUUAGUUUGGUUCGCAUGCAGCAGAGCCCAAUUUUAGAAUAACGACAAUAAAAGACACAUGCGGACGCCCCGAGCAGGACUUAUUUUUCAAUUUGACAAGUCACUUCUUCUUCUUCGUUUCCAAGGCCACCUUUUCUACUCCUAAGCCCGCGCUGGGCGUCGGUGGCCUCGUGGUUCAUGCGGCCGCCCGUCGGGCGGCCAGCCAACGGCCAGGCGAGUCCUCUGAACACGGCCAUCAGGUGCACAAUUCCCGGUUGUGGAUGCGACUGCUUCGUGCCCGGCAAGCAUCAGCUACGACAUUGCGAAUCAUGCAGACACGGCUGGGUGACCCAUGCUCUCGACAAAUUGGGACCCGGACACAUGGGACCGGUGGAGCCCGUUUCCGCGUCGGUGGCGUUCGACGUGGCCUCCUUGGUGUUGUACGGGUGCCAGGCGCUGCCGAUCAGACUCAAAAUUCUUCUAGACCGCGUCUUCUCCGUUCUGCAGCGCGACGAAGUGCUCCAGGUGCUUCACGGUUUCGGCUGGAGCCACGACGACUACUCCAGAGGGUACAUCCUACAGGACCCUCAAGGUGGCGUGUUGGAACGCUGGAACAUGUGCAGCCACGAGGAGGAGCCGCUCGUCCUGCAGCAGUUCCUUCGCUUCGGCGAAACCAGGGCAAUAACGCAACAGCUUCUGGCGCUGGACGUGCCUCCUCCCUUACCCCCACCAUCGCUGAGACCUCAUGCGUCGGACAUAAAGCGCUUCAUCGCGCAGACCCCCGUGCCGAGCAAGAAGCCCACCAUCGGCAGGGACCCCCUGGCGUUCCUGAAGGCGCCUCCCCCGGCGGCGGCGCCGCCAACGCCAGCCGCGUCGUCGCCGGCCAGCUCGGUGCCGAGCCCACUGUCCGUCUCACCGCUCAACCGACUGCAGAGUAUGCAGCCGCUCGACUUCCGCAAGUCUUGCAGCCCCGAACGCCGCGCCACGCCGUCGGCGGCGACGCGGAGGCCCUCCGAGGAGGCCAGCCUGCCCGCCUCCCUCCCCUUCCCACUGACCACCAGCAAAGUGGACGCGAAACAAGACUUCAGUUGCAGCGACUCGGAUGACGAGAACGCGGCCCUCAACCUCAGCAGGGACGCGUCGUCUGGCGGCGGGGCGAUGCGGCACGUCAAGCGUCAGUGGAGCCCCCUGGGCGCGACGCUGGUCAACCCGGCGACGGGCAAGAAGCGGGUGCAGUGCAGCGUGUGUCUGAAGACGUUCUGUGAUAAGGGCGCGCUCAAGAUCCACUUCUCGGCGGUGCACCUGCGCGAGAUGCACAAGUGCACGGUCGACGGCUGCAACAUGAUGUUCAGCUCGCGCCGCAGCCGCAACCGGCACAGCGCCAACCCCAACCCCAAGCUGCACUCGCCGCACCUGCGACGCAAGAUCUCGCCGCACGACGGACGCUCGGCCGGCGGGCACCACCUCCUGCUGCCGCCGCCACCGCUCCUGGGGCUCGCCUUCCCGCCACCCCACCACCUCUCGGCGGGCCCCAGGCUCGAGUUCUCCUCCGGAGGCUCCGUGUCCUCGGAGGAAGCGGGUCUCGGGGACAGCGACAGCGUCGAGGCGCCGGCCAAGCAGCGCAAGCGCAAGAACAUGCAUCCGACGCGCAUCACCGCACCGUCGAGUGACGACGACGACUGCGGCGUUGGCGGCGGUGACUCGAGCGCCGGCGACGACGAGGAUAUCAACCGGAACUCGACCGAGGGCAAGUGCAAAGAGGACAACUCCGUGGCGCUGCACUCGCUGCGGCACCUCGAGAAUUUCUCGUCCAACUUCGCUGGCUGAUCUCAAGCAGCUCUCUCUGGCUCUGUGUCGUACUGUACAAAGAGAAGAAAGAUGAGAAAAUCAAAAGCCCAUUUAUCAGCCCUCGCUCGGGCGUUUUAUUUGCCAGAUGGCCCUGGGUAUUUCUGUCCCGAGUCGACGGCGCCACUCGGCGCGGGCGGGCGGCCCACCCUGCCUUUGUUUACGCCACCAGUCACGUCCAGCCCGCGACACAUUCGAUGAGCAGCCACCUCCAACUCUAAACUCGCUCGGCGGCUCACUUUUCACGCAGUUUUAGACGCCGUUUACGAAAUAAAACUGCCGCUGCGUGCGUGCGAGCGAGAGAGCGUAUUUGUAUGUAUGUGCGUGUAUGUGUGUGCGUGUGUGUGUGCGAUGUGACGGUCGAGAUCGCUGCUGCAGCUAUACAUAUUGUGAGUGUGUGUUGGUACACUUUGGUGGUAGACAGACGCGCGCACCACCCCGACGCCAAGUCAUGCAUCAUGGACGGCAUAAGCAGGAUGACUUAAUAAUAAUGGCAUAUCAAUCUUAUCCACUCACUCUCUCGUUAUUAAUGGACGUGUCAGUAUCUUUCCCUGAUUUAAUGCGAUCGUCGUGCGUACAAACGUGCUGGUGACUUGCCCGAAGGAGGAUUGAAGAUUCUUUUUGUGUGGCUGCGAAUUCUCAGUAUUUAUUAUAUAAAUAUUGCAAUAUAUGAUGUACAUAAUAUAAUGCUUUUGACAUAAAUGAGACCGUGGACCGAAUGAAUGCUCAUAAAAGUUGAUCAAUACAUACA
Molecule: messenger RNA, 4061 nt
Organism: Cloeon dipterum
Lineage: Eukaryota; Metazoa; Arthropoda; Insecta; Ephemeroptera; Baetidae
Product: zinc finger protein basonuclin-2-like
Exons: 6
Coding region: 1664-3292 (542 amino acids)
Biological process (GO): regulation of DNA-templated transcription
Cellular component (GO): nucleus
Source: RefSeq, a predicted model, not a curated record